This is a messenger RNA of Lactuca virosa, 938 nucleotides long. The record is from the annotation of a GenBank genome assembly. NCBI's taxonomy places the organism in Eukaryota, Viridiplantae, Streptophyta, Magnoliopsida, Asterales, Asteraceae.
AGUUCAUCGUAUCUACCUUUUUAAAGAAUCAAACCGCUUUUCAAUUUUGAUAAUUAAUGUCAGAGAAGCCUCUCAGUGGACGGAUUCCGGUUAAACGGAGCAUCAAACCUCCACAUCCUCCUUCGUCUACUCACAAACUUCGCCGGCGAGUAGUAGUUCGUCGAUCGUCAAAGAAGCCAUUGAAAUCCGUUAACAGAUGCAACUCGGAGCCUGCUUUGCUGACCGGCGUUCUCUCCAAUGAUUUUCGUGAAUCGACGGAGGAUCACGGCGGACUGAUUUUACAACGUCGGGCUCGUGCAGACGUCUUCUUGUCGUCGCCGGAAUUGGUGUUGCCUUAUUCUCCGCCAAAAAUUGAGGGAUACAAUAAAGAAGCGAAGGUAGUGGUGAAUGUAACAGUUGAAGGAAGCUCAGGACCAAUUCUAGCAAUGGUGAAAUUGGGUUCAAGUGUGGAGGAAACAAUGAAGAUGGUGAAGAAACAGUAUGAUUCAGAAGGCAGAAGCCCUCAAAUUGAUCAACACUCCAUUUCAAGCUUUGAACUUCACCCUUCUCAUUUCAGUCUUAAAAGUUUAGAUAAGUCAGAGAUGAUUGGAGAUAUUGGUAGCAGGAGUUUUUACAUGCGUAAAUGUAAGGAAGACAACUCCUUCACAGGAUCAGAGAUUAUUGUAACAAUGGAGAACAAUUCUUCAACUCCAACUCCUAUCAUCGUCUUUCCCAAUUUUAUUUCUCAAAAUUUCAAGAAAGUUAUAAGAUUGUCGAGCAAGGUUUGGAAGAUCUUGGGUUGUAUUGAUGGGUGAUUUUUUUAACUAUAAUAAGCUUAGAUCCUUUGUAAGUAGAAUAUUAUGACCCUCUAUAAACAUUGUUAAAAGAAAAAAAAAAUGGAUUGGGACGCUGAUGAAAUUAAUAAUGUAACAUCUUGAUGUGUAAAGAAUAGAGAAUGG